ACCCUGCCCUAAUCAACCUGAAAGGAACACAAGACUGUCCUUACCCCUGCAGUCCUACAGCCUUGCCAGGGGCAGGGGGGAGGGACAGGGACAGGCAGAGACAGGUGGGCUUGAUGGUGCCCUUUACUGCCCUCAGCUGAAUCCAGCUGGAUGGAUGAAGGGAUUGGGGGAUUCUGGGAAGGAAGCAGAAGCCCCACCCAUGCCCUAUUUGGGGUAACCAGUCUCAGAGCCCAGACUCCCAGAGGGCGGAUCCAGGGCUAGCCUGGGCCUGGGAAGGUGGCUGCUGCUGCUUCUGCUGGCCAAGCCUGGGAGGGAAAGACCCAGGGAACAUGGCUGUACUCCAUCAGCACGGCCCCCUGCUGCCCAGUGGCUGACAGCCCGGGCGAUCCUCAGAUACUGGGCCAGAGGAAACUUAGGCCUAGUGUCAGGGAGGGUGCUCUCCACCCUACAGCCUAGACCUUACCCUAGAAGUUCCUGCUUUGAAGACCCCAGCUGUGGUCACUGCAUGUUCCAGAGUGUUAACUGGAUGUUCUCCCACUGUGCAGAAGGGAGAUUUCAAACUCAUAAGCCCCAAAGAUUCAGGCUCUCCAGGCUUAGGGCAUCUGUUGGCGCCUGAAGGCUUAGGGCAUCUGUUGGCGCCUGAAGUCUGAACUCCAAGCCAAAGCAACGCUGUUGGGCUCACUCACAUUGCCACAAUGAGCGAGACAUUCGACUGUGCAAAAUGCUGCGAGUCCCUGUUUGGCCGCAAGUACAUCCAGACAGACAGCGGCCCCUACUGUGUGCCCUGUUAUGAUGACACCUUUGCUAACACCUGUGCUGAGUGCCAGCAGCUUAUCGGGCAUGACUCCAGGGAGCUGUUCUAUGAGGACCGCCACUUCCACGAGGGCUGUUUCCGCUGCUGCCGCUGCCAGCGCUCACUGGCCGAUGAGCCCUUCACUUGCCAGGAGAGUGAGUUGCUCUGCAAUGACUGCUACUGCAGCGCCUUCUCCUCACAGUGCUCUGCCUGCGGAGAGACCGUCAUGCCUGGGUCCCGGAAGCUGGAAUACGGAGGCCAGACGUGGCAUGAACACUGCUUCCUGUGCAGUGGCUGUGAGCAGCCGCUGGGCUCCCGCUCCUUUGUGCCCGACAAGGGUGCUCACUACUGCGUGCCCUGCUAUGAGAACAAGUUUGCUCCUCGCUGUGCCCGCUGCAGCAAGACGCUGACCCAGGGGGGAGUGACUUACCGUGAUCAGCCCUGGCAUCGAGAAUGCCUGGUCUGCACCGGGUGCCAGACGCCCCUGGCAGGACAGCAGUUCACCUCUCGGGAUGAGGAUCCCUACUGCGUGGCCUGUUUUGGAGAACUCUUUGCACCCAAGUGCAGCAGCUGCAAGAGCCCUAUCACAGGACUCGGUGGCGGCAAGUACGUGUCCUUUGAAGACCGGCACUGGCACCACAGCUGCUUCUGCUGCGCCCGUUGCUCUACCUCCCUGGUGGGCCAAGGCUUUGUGCCGGAUGGAGACCAAGUGCUGUGCCAGGGCUGCAGCCAGUGAGGGCCCUGAGCCAGGGCUUCCUGGCCUGGGCUUUCCCAAACCAGGGCUCCAGGACUCCAGGACUCUGGCUCCUUUCCUGAACCAUCUCUGGGACCCAGCCCCUCCCCAGAAUGAGGCUUCUCCUGAGCUUCAAGAUUGUCUCCCCUAUUCCAUCACACCCCAACUGGUACUCACUGACCCAGGACCCCCAAACAGGCUCUUUUGGAUUCAUGCCGCACUAUCCCAAAUCUGGAUUCCAGAACUGAGUCCUGUCCUCUAGAGUCUGAAUUCCCAGACCAAGCUCCCUCACCAAACGAGGGCUCUUAGAUCCCCAGCUCACCAAAUCUAGACUCCAGGACCCAGGCACCCUUCAAUCUAGACUUCUCUGCUUCCACCUUAAGUUUCCUAUCCGUGUCUGAGAAGUCCUCAAAGGCCACCUGCGUUUUUGAUUCCACCCUGCCUGCAUCCCAUCUCCACCCCCAGAGCAGUGGGUGCGGGGAGGGAGGGAGGGAGGGAGGAGGGCCCCACGGGUUAGAAGGCCCUAAGGUGUGGGGGGGGCUGCCCAGCUCACAUCCACCUUCUCAUUUUAUUUCAGCUCCAUCUAGCCCAGAGAUGGGCAAGAGAGGGGUGGGGGUUAGCUCACCCCGUUCCAGAUUCUGCAAUAAAGCAGUGUGAGGAGG
Perognathus longimembris pacificus (Pacific pocket mouse) is the source of this 2188-nucleotide messenger RNA. RefSeq names its product four and a half LIM domains 3 (gene Fhl3). The record is from RefSeq and is a predicted model, not a curated record. Gene Ontology annotation, cellular component: stress fiber; Z disc; nucleus. The transcript has 6 exons. Gene Ontology annotation, biological process: actin cytoskeleton organization. Bases 696 to 1529 code for a protein of 277 amino acids. Gene Ontology annotation, molecular function: actin binding; transcription coregulator activity. NCBI's taxonomy places the organism in Eukaryota, Metazoa, Chordata, Mammalia, Rodentia, Heteromyidae.